Messenger RNA from Papilio xuthus (Asian swallowtail), 2490 nucleotides. Its product is annotated as probable ATP-dependent RNA helicase DDX20. The record is from RefSeq and is a predicted model, not a curated record. NCBI's taxonomy places the organism in Eukaryota, Metazoa, Arthropoda, Insecta, Lepidoptera, Papilionidae. Gene Ontology annotation, molecular function: RNA helicase activity; nucleic acid binding; ATP binding. The transcript has 3 exons. The annotation marks the transcript as partial. Gene Ontology annotation, cellular component: cytosol.
UUGUCAGUGUCACUUCCAUGUUGCAAUUUAUCGCUAAAUUAAUAAUAACGUAACCGGCAAAUAUUUGUCUCACAUUUAAGAGUGAAUUUUAUACUAUAAGUAACAAAUAGCAACAAAAAAAUGGUUUUAGCCCACGAUAUUAAUGAAGGGCAUCGUACACAAGAUGUUCGUAUCAGUCAAGACAUUACUUUCGAUUCAAUGUUGCUUAGAACUCGCACGUUACAAGGAUUGAAUGAUUCUGGAUUUCAUAGGCCAUCACCGAUUCAGCUUCAUGGUAUACCUCUAGGAAAAUGUGGAUUUGAUUUAUUAUUAGAAGCCAAAUCUGGAACGGGAAAGACAGCAGUUUUUUCUGUGAUAGCAUUAGAAAAGAUAGAUGUCAAUAAGGGUUUGCAAGUGGUGAUAUUAGCUCCAACAAGAGAGAUAGCAAUGCAGAUCCAUGAUGUUAUAAAACAAAUAGGUGUAAGAUAUGAAGGUCUCUGUGUUGAGGUUGUAAUGGGUGGCCUUCCUGUAUUGGAUGAUGUAGAGAAAUUUAAAAAGAUUGUCCAUAUUGCAGUAGGUAGUCCGGGAAGAUUAAAACAUUUGAUACAAGAUAAAUACAUUGUUACCACCUCAGUUAGAUUGUUGGUUCUAGAUGAAGCAGAUAAACUAAUGGAAAAAAGCUUUGAGGCCGAUAUAAAGUAUAUUCACUCGGUUUUACCACAGCAGAAACAGGUGAUAAUGAGCAGUGCAACAUUUACAGAGAUUUCAAAGAAUUUUAUUAAAAAUUAUGUUCAAAAUGCACAACAUAUAUGCCCAGACAGCACUAAUGUUCUUUUAGGAAUAGAGCAAAGGGUAACUUUGGUUAAGUAUAGUAGUAAUAUUGUUAAACAAACACAAUAUAAAUUUGUGGAAUUAAUAAAGAUAUUGUCAAACAGACAGUUCAAACAAUGUCUUAUAUUCUGUAACUAUCAAGCUAGGGUUGUUGAGUUACAUAAAAUGUUGAAUAAAGAAAAGUGGCCAGCGGGGCAGCUGUAUGGACAACAACAACAAAUUGAAAGAUUGGAUGCUUUAAAAAUAUUACAAGAAUAUAAAUGUAGGUUGUUGAUUGCAACUGAUCUUGCAGCUCGAGGAAUUGAUGCUUCAAAUGUUGAUUUAGUUAUUAAUUUUGAAACUCCUUGCAAUUGGGAAACUUAUUUACACAGAAUUGGAAGAGCAGGCAGAUUUGGUUCGUAUGGCCUUGCUAUUACAAUAUUAAGUGAGGGAGCUGAACAUAAUAAUUUCAAAUCUUUAAUAGAAUCUCUUAAAUUACCUUUUCUUUUAAAAGAUUUUUGGUCAAGCACACCAUUUUGUAUUAAGACUGUACCUGAACAGUGUGAUACUCCAGAUACAGAUAAUCCGGAUUUAAAUAAUAAGAUUGUUUCAAAAGCUAUUGAAGACGUAAAAUAUUCGAAAUUGUGGGAAACAUUAAAUAGUAAUGGAAAAAGUACAGAGGUAGAAAGCUUUGGUAAUCUAUGUGAAUCAUUCACAGAACCUGAUAAUAAAAUUGAUUUAUUCAAUGAUUUGAUACAAUCAUUUAAACAAAAUGAAGUAAAUACUGAUAGUGAAAGCGUUAAUUUUACGCAAUUGAAUCUUUUAAAAUUGCCAGACAAAAGUCACUGUAUACAAGAAUUACAGGAAAAGACUAGUAUAAGCUUAGUCAAUAAAAAUGAUAAGGUGAAAGAAUUUAAAAGACAUAAUGGGAACUCACAAACAGGGACAGAAUGUAGUAAAAUAAUUUUAAACCAGAAAGAUAAUCAUCACCGAAACCCUGAUAAUAAAUAUUCUACAAGAGAUAACAGUGUGAAUAGUAAUUUAAAAAAUGGUAAUAAAAGUUCAACUAAUAGUUCUAAAGCUAAUUCACCAGUAACAAAUCAUAACUAUGAUUUGAACAGUAAUGCCACAAACUGUUAUGAUGAAGCUAUUGCUAACAAUUAUGAAAAAGAGGUUGAAAAUAUGAGUCAGCGGUUAGCCGAUUUUAUGUUACCGUCUUCAUUUUCAAGCUCAAAACAGUCGCGAAAACAUUUAAUACAUUCAGAUAAUGCAAAUGAAGGUGAUAAUAAAUGUGAUAAGAGAACAAGAGAUCGACAACACAAUAAAACAAAAUUUAGUUCUACAAUUAAAACUAACGAAAAAUUAAAUCAUCAUCAAGAAAAUAAAAAUAAGGUAACAAGUGAAGUUUUAAGAGACAGUGAUACCAGUGAGGAAGAAGAAAAUCAUAUCACCCAAUUAGAUUCAAGAAAAUCCAGGCAAAAUUCUCACCAUAGACAUAAAAUGUAUGAUGAAAAAAGGCAAGCUCCAUCUACAUCUAAAAGUAAGAACAAAUCCAAACAAACAAAAACCUGCCAGUCUCAAAAUAUAUAUAAGCCUCAAAACACAAAGGAAUAUGAUAAUAAAAAAUACAUUGAAUGGUACAAUUCAUUAAAAUUACAGGUGAGACAAAUAGAGCAGAUUAUUUAUUUGAACGAAAUAAGC